Schizosaccharomyces osmophilus is the source of this 2097-nucleotide messenger RNA. It is a transcript of the gene ppr1, whose product is annotated as mitochondrial PPR repeat protein Ppr1. The record is from RefSeq and is a predicted model, not a curated record. Bases 1 to 2097 code for a protein of 698 amino acids. Lineage: Eukaryota; Fungi; Ascomycota; Schizosaccharomycetes; Schizosaccharomycetales; Schizosaccharomycetaceae. Gene Ontology annotation, molecular function: protein binding. The transcript has a single exon.
AUGCUGAAAAGGGCUCGUUAUGUAGCUCUCCAUACUCCCUUUCCAUUUCAUGGAUUUCCAUGCCAAGUCUUCAGAAAAUGCGCAGUGUCUCCGAAUCAGCAAAGGUGGUUGACAAGUUCUCAUAAUGAAAUUUCAUAUGCCCGCUCUCCUUUAGAGCUAAAAAUUUCACCGUCAGCCAUUAAGCUAGAGGCAGCUCGAAAUGUGGGUUCUCAACCCCUUGGGCCCAGUUUGCGUACUUUAACGGAUGACUUAAACAAAAGGAUGCAGGAAUUGUAUGACAACGGAGAUUACAAAACUUGUGUCUCAGACUUUCGUAAAGCUCUCCCAAAGUUCAGAAAUGACUGGCUCAAAAGCGAAAGAUUUAUUUUUUGUUGUAUCCUGGCAUGUUCUUGUUAUGAUAAACUGCUACAACCUUUGAAAAUUAAAAGGGUGUAUGGAAUUUUAACAAGUAAGAAAUCAACCCUCACUCCUCACCUAUACCGAAUGUUUCUAUCUUACGCUACCGGGUGUAUUAAUUAUGGUCACAAAACAGCCCUAGAAUGCUUCGAUAAUUCUCCCAAAGAACUUAUUGACUAUAAUCUUUGGCUGUCUUGGCUUUGCUUUUCAAGAGCGCCUGCAAUUGUAGUCUGGAUGACUUUUACUCGUCUUUGCUCUGCCGGUCAUACCCCCGAUGUGGAAACUUACGAGCAUAUGUUUCUAUCUUUUUCCUCUCAAAAAAACGACUUUCUUUUUAAUAAAUCAUACGACUUAUUCCAGAAAGACAACUGUUUUUGGCGUCCGCUCACCUUUAGAACUUUAGUAGAAUCAUUCGUUCGCUUACAGCGCAUGUCUGAUGCUGAAAGUAUAAUCCACCGUUACAUUCAACAAAAUUCCCAACAUCCCCCUAAUGAGGUGCUAUUCAUUCCCCUCCUUCGGCAUUAUGCAGCUACUUUCGACCUUUCUAACAUGGAAAGGAUUCUCUCGUUAAUGAAGGACUGUAAUACCGAUAUGUCUACCAUGACUCUUAAUGUUUUCUUAUGUAUGGCGUUCCAAAGGCCAGACCACAAAAACUAUUUUCAAUUUUGUUUUAUAAAAAUAUCUCAGCUUGUCAAAAAUAAUGUCCAGCUUGAUUUCGAUUCAAUUCUGUUAAUCUCGCAGUUUAUGAAUCAGGUUCGCGUGCCUGAAAAUCUAAAGCCUUGGAUUGAUUGCCUCAUAUCUCGUUUUUGUUUACCCGACCGCUGUUCUCUGCCAGUUCUGCGAAAAAUUCAAGAGCAUGCUUUUUGUUAUCCCCUCUUACAAUCCAAAUUACCUCUUGCUAUUGAAACUCUAAGGCUAACAGGAUUCGAUUGGAAUGUAGCCACUUUGUAUGUUGGUUGGUUAUUUUCCUGCAAACGAGUAACUGAUGCGAUAAACUUUUUCUACUCAGUUACAAUUGAGAUUGGAAAUCGCCCGUCUCCAGAGUUGUUUCAUACGUUCAUGUCUGGUUUACUAGGCGCUGCUCCUUCUGAGAAGGUGUUAAAGACGGUACAUGAAAUCCAGUCAAAAUACCCAUUAAUUUGUGAUUCUUCAAGCACGAACCACAUCAUCUUAUUUCUGAAAUCUAUUUCAUUCAGUUCAACGCCUUCAACAGUUAGGCGUUUGACGCAAAUUUUUGAAGCUGAUACCUCUGUUUCUUCAAGUUCAUUGAUGUUGGCUGUUGCGGAAUGGUUGUUUACAAGAGAUCUAUUUCAGAGUUCGCUUUUAUAUGCAACAAAGGUGAUCGAAAUGGAUACUUCCUAUAACUUUUUCCGUCCCCAAAUAUUAAUUUGCUGGUGUUAUUAUCGACUGAGAGAUUUUCGGUCUUUAUCCCAGCAUGUUACGUAUCUCUUGCGAACAGAUAAUGCUGCUUUGUUAAGAGCUCUGGCUACAAGUUUAAAGCGCAUGUCUCAAAAUGAAGGCAAUCUAAUUAACAAGCAACUAUUAAUGAACUUGAAGUACAGGGUAUUACUGAAAGCGCAACCAUCUAGAAAUCACAGUCCUGACGCCAGAAGAAGCGCACUUCAUAGAGGAAGGAAGAUUAAGAAGAUCUUGUUAUCGGCUUUGCAAAAUCAGGCUUCUCUCGGUAAUUUACCAAGUUAA